Anopheles nili is the source of this 891-nucleotide messenger RNA. RefSeq lists its product as uncharacterized. Lineage: Eukaryota; Metazoa; Arthropoda; Insecta; Diptera; Culicidae. Bases 1 to 891 code for a protein of 296 amino acids. The transcript has a single exon. The record is from RefSeq and is a predicted model, not a curated record.
AUGAGCACCUCACCGUUGUCCAAAGAGGAACGCGUCUUUCGAAAUCAGCUCUGGUGCGAACGGAUACAACAGCAGCAGUACGUUCGGGAGAGACCUACGACGGACGAGGGCGAUCGGCCCUCGUCGGGGCCCGGUUCCAGGUUACGCCAGCGAUCAAGGGGUCGGGGAUUCCGUAACCACCGCCAUUUCGGUCCGGAGCUGGGUGAUGGAACCGGUCAGGAUAACGACAUCGACGACACGCUGUCGGAGUUUGCCGCUGGUUGGUAUCCAACGUCCCGAACCGGCAACCGAGCGUCGGUGAUACGGCCGUCGACUUUGAAGAAGCUAAACGCGUUGCUGGAUGCGUACCAGGAGGAACGGACGGGUUUGGCUAAGGGCCAGAGCAUGCUCGACCUGACGCGUGUCGGUGUCGAUGCAUCCAGCGAUGACGAACGUCCAAUGCGACUCCCGAGAGUGUGUCUUGUUGAGGAGGAAACACCCCAACCGGAGGUCAGGAACUCCGAUGAAGAUCCUGUUGAGAAGUUGCAACCAUCGGCGCCACCCAGUACACCGGUGAAAGCGCUUAUACCGGCUCAUCGGUCAUCCGCCAUGGGCAUCCAGUUGGUGGAACAGCUGAUCACCGUGUCGCUGUUUUUGAGCGAGAAAACUCUCAAACAGACGCUCAAUGUGCUGAAAUUCAUGCGAAGACACUUGAAACAGGUGCUGCAGUUCCUGUGGGAGCGGUUCUUGCAACCUUGCUUUGCACCAGGAACGAUUCACGGAGGUGUUCGUGAGAUGCUUACACUGGUUGUGGUGGUUCCAGUGGUUACGUUGCUCGCCACAAUCUACGGUAUCGUCUGUGUGCUUUAUUGGAUGAAUCGGUGCUUUUUGAUUGAAACAAAUCACUCGUGA